Messenger RNA from Rattus rattus (black rat), 665 nucleotides. It is a transcript of the gene Retn, whose product is annotated as resistin. Lineage: Eukaryota; Metazoa; Chordata; Mammalia; Rodentia; Muridae. The record is from RefSeq and is a predicted model, not a curated record. Gene Ontology annotation, cellular component: extracellular region. Gene Ontology annotation, molecular function: hormone activity. The coding region runs from base 81 to 425 and encodes 114 amino acids. The transcript has 4 exons.
UAAGAAGGAGCUGUGGGACAGGAGCUCAUGCCCAGAACUGAGUUGUGCCCUGCUGAGCUCUCUGCCACGCACUUAACAGGAUGAAGAACCUUUCAUUUCUCCUCCUUUUCCUUUUCUUCCUUGUCCUGGGGCUGCCGGGCCCCAGCAUGUCACUGUGUCCCAUGGAUGAAGCCGUCAGCAAGAAGAUCAAUCAAGACUUCAGCUCCCUACUGCCAGCUGCAAUAAAGAACAUUGUCCUCCAUUGCUGGUCAGUCUCCUCCAGAGGGAGGCUGGCCUCCUGCCCAGAAGGCACAACCGUCACUAGCUGCUCCUGUGGCUCUGCCUGUGGCUCAUGGGACGUCCGUGAGGAUACAAUGUGUCACUGCCAGUGCGGAAGCAUAGACUGGACAGCGGCCCGCUGCUGUACCCUGCGGGUUGGUUCCUGAGGUCGGUUGAUGGAGAACUGAGCUUGCCCUCCGAGUGCUGCUGAGGGAUGAGCUUGCCCACCAUGCCCUGCGGAGGAGGGAUGGGGAUGGGGAGAGCGCAGGGGGCAGGAAACGAGAUGAGGGUCCGGAAAUACACAAUGGGAUGGUGGUGGUGAUAAAGAUGCACGGUGAAGUGGACUCAGGCCUUGCGUGGCUUCUUUACUGGAGAAGGGUGUGUGUUGGAAUUGUCGCACGGCACUG